Alosa sapidissima (American shad) is the source of this 1479-nucleotide messenger RNA. It is a transcript of the gene gins4, whose product is annotated as GINS complex subunit 4 (Sld5 homolog). The coding region runs from base 696 to 1355 and encodes 219 amino acids. NCBI's taxonomy places the organism in Eukaryota, Metazoa, Chordata, Actinopteri, Clupeiformes, Clupeidae. The record is from RefSeq and is a predicted model, not a curated record. The transcript has 7 exons. Gene Ontology annotation, cellular component: GINS complex. Gene Ontology annotation, biological process: DNA-templated DNA replication; double-strand break repair via break-induced replication.
UGUAAUUGUCAAGAGACCAUAGAGCAUGUAAUUAUGUUUUGUCCUGAGUACCAUCAAGCCAGACAAAGAUUUAUCUCACAACUUGGUGAAAUCCAGAUGACAUUAAAUUUGAAUGAUAUACUGCAAAGAGAAUCAGGUGAAAUUUGUUUUUCCUUUUUGUUUUCUUUUUUGAAGGUAACUGGGUUAUUUAAAAGAAUUUAGGAAAGUGUAGGAUGACCAUUUGAUCCACACUCCAGUCCAGAUGGUGGCGGUAAUGCACCAAAAAGCUGGUUGCCAACCGCCAUAUAAAAAAGAAGAAGAAGAAGAAUGGCGGGAGUUUAUUUGGAGGCGUAAGUUAGUAUAAGCGUUUACUCUAAAUAGCUUUCUUGGCUUCUAAGUUACCCGUUUAGCCAAAAGAAGAAGACGUAAGUUACCUGAAGUAUUGCCGUCUACAACAACUACGAUUUUACAUUUUGGUGAGGUAGCGCGACGAAAAGAGACCAUAUCUACUGGUUUACGGAAUGUUUAGAUUCAGUUCCAACAAAUGAAUAGCCUUUGUUGUAUGAUGUUACCCAAGCAUGCGUAUUUUACCAAGUAGUAUAACGAAUUAUAAACAUUACGAGAGGCAAGUAAAAGGAAAAAUAUCGUCAUCUAGGAGCAAUCUCCUGCCUUGAAUUACAGUAACGCUAAAAUCUAACUUAGGGUACUGUUGCAACAUGUCGGACUAUCUAAGUGACCACAACAGCGAUGAAAAUGAAGAUGUAAUCACCUCUGCGGAGCUCAUUGUGAAAUUAGAGGAGGCCUGGCUCAAUGAGAAGUUUUCCCCUGAACUGCUGGAGCACAAGAGCGAAAUUGUGGAGUGCGUCAUGGAGCAAAUUGUGCACAUGGAAGAAAACCUGCAGCGAGCAAGGAAGGGUGAUGUCAAAGCCAACAUUCAUCGAAUGGAGAUUGACCGCAUCCGGUUUGUCCUUAACAGCUUCCUGCGCUCCCGCUUACAGAAGAUAGAGAAGUUCUUCCCUCACAUUCUUGAGAAAGAGAAAAGCCGUGAAGAAGGCGACCCAUCAUACUUGACAGCUGAAGAAUCCAUAUUUGCCAGAGAGUAUCUGGUAAACACAGAGAAUUAUAUGAAUAAAGUGGCUCUGAAACACAUGCCUCCCAACCUGCAGCAUAUGGACAUGCUUAAAGCUGUGCCUAGGCCCUGUCUGGACACUUUUGUAUUUCUUAAUGUGAAAGAGAGACAGGAGAAUAUUCUAGUGGAGCCUGAAACUGAUGAGCAAAGAGAAUAUGUUGUGGACCUGGAGAGAGGAUCUCAACAUCUGAUGCGUUAUCGCACCAUAGCGCCCCUAGUGGCCAAUGGAGCAGUAAAACUUAUGUGAUGGAUACUUGUGUUACUGUACUAUGUGUUGCUGGGACUCAUGAUGACGUUUAUAUUUUGCACUGGAAGUAAAUGAGUUGGUCACAAAAUAAAUAAAAAAUUAUGUCAGAGCCUAACUUAACCAA